GUAAGUUUAGGAACUCAAUUGGAAAUUGUCAUUCAUUAUUUCUCUGUAGAUUACCUUAUUAGUGAUAAACUUAAUUAAUUAGAAUGUCAUAUUCAAUACAAUGGAACAGUAAUAAUAUAAACAAAAUGAUUUAACGUUGAUAUUAUCAUCUUACUUAUUCUCAGUAAUAAAUGUUAAUUAGUCGUCAUGUGGAAGUGCCAUAAAUGCGGUAAACCUGUUUAUUUUGCGGAACGUAAGCAAUCUUUAGGAUACGAUUGGCAUCCUGAGUGUUUAAGAUGUGAAGAAUGUGGAAAGCGUUUGAAUCCUGGGCAACAUGCUGAGCACAAAGGAGUACCAUACUGCCAUGUUCCAUGUUAUGGUGCUCUUUUCGGGCCUCAAUUAUUUGGUCAUGGUACAAGAGUUGAAUCGCAUACAAGUUUUGGAAAGAAAGAAGUUCGUCCAUCGUUACCGAGAUCGCAUUUCGAAUCAAAGUUGAAAUAUUUUAAUCAGUAUUACGAAGGUAAAAGUAAAGGACUCAAAAGUCGCGAAGUCAAUGGAAGAUUGGUAUUCGAAGGUGCCUUGAGAAUAUAUUGGGGAGUCAGAGGCGUUAUUCAUCUUAAAGAAGACGAUGAUCAGCGUACUGUUGUUACUGUGCGUAACAGAAAUUCUUGUAGACAUAGUGUUACCGAGGAUUUGGAGAACGAAGAUGAAACUGAUGUCUCAUUGAAGAGUACGUCGGAAUACGAUACAGAAAGUAAUACAAAGUCGGUUUCACAGUCUCCUGAUCACUUAAAAAGUUUGACUUUGCCUAUGAAUUUAAAUGUUAAGACUAUGGAAUGGGAUGAGCUGGACGAAUUACUCCAGGUCGAACGUAAGGUAGAUGAGAGUAAUAAAUUGUAUUCAACAAUGCCUGAAAAUCUUCCUUCCAUAAGUUCUAAUACUGAAACACCAGUUCAUUCUUCCGAAUCAAGUUUGGAUAAAACAGAUUCUCGUGAUAAUUCUGAAAUGAAUAGUCCUAACCAUCAUGUUAAUAGGGGUAACGAUAGUAGUAUAAAUAGUACACCGACGCAUAGUAUUGGUAGUUCUUCCAGCACCGAUACUCCUAUUUAUCAUGGAACACCAAGUCGGAACGGUACGCUUCGUAGGGUAGAAUAUUUUGAUAAUUUGGAGAAGAAUGCUAUUGGUAAUAGGUCUAUUAGUACUGACGAUAGUUGGAUAGAGAAAGGCUUAAAUCGUUCAAUGUCUGGACCAGAUUGUCUUCAACGACAUCGUACUGACAGUGAUACAGAUUCUGUUAACUCUUUACAAUUUAGAGAAGACGAUAACAUGACAAUGUCAACUGAUAGUGGUUUAGAGUUGGAUGGCGUUGUUCUAAGACGUAAACAAGGAUCCACUGCAAUUAGACGUAGACCAGGUGGUAGACGUCAAUCUCGUAGUCGAUUAAGACGUCGUUGUUCUAUAAAUGGACAUUUUUAUAAUCGCGAAACUAGUUUCUUUACACCACCGCAUGGUUCUCAAAUGUCGGUUUGGGUUACGAGUUUGGUAAACACUCAAGAAGUUAUUAAUCUUAUGCUCGAUAAAUAUAAAGUCGAUGCUAAGUCAGAUAACUUUGCAUUGUUCGUAGUGCGCGAUAAUGGCGAGCAAAGAAGGUUGAGAGAUGACGAGUAUCCAUUGGAAGUAAGAGUAUUAUUAGGACCACACGAAAAUGUAGCACGACUAUUUUUGGUUGAUAAACUUUCAACGCCUGAAAUUAGUUCAGACGUUGCACAGUUCCUUAAUCUUUCGUUAGCAGAAUGUCAUGGUAUAUUACAACGUUAUCAUUACGAGGAAGAAAGACAAAUUGUACUUUUAAAAGAAAAAUACAAAGAGAUGCGAAAAAGAAUAAAACAAAGAAUGGAGGAAUUGAAGGUCCGAUUGUAGUUAGGUGAUUAAAAUCAACGGACACACACGAUAAGCGGAACAUUACUUUUCUAUGCAAAUUUUUAUCUAGAGAAAACAUUUUUUUCUUUUUUUUAUAUUAUUUUUAUCGUAGAUGUUCGUUGCAUUUAUUUACAAUUGGCAUAUAUAUACUGCCAAUUAGUUAAUCUGGUGCAAUUAAACGACAGAGCCAAAUCUCAAUUAAUGAAUCAGUAAUAUGUACUGCAUAUGCUAUUUCAUAUCAACUAGAUUAUCAACUAAGCUUUUAUAUGUCCAUGUGUGUAUGCGCAAGCGCGUGCGCGCGUCUACAUGCACAUUGUUAUUAUAUAAGACACACACAAGUUUAUAAACAAUUAAUAUUUGUCUUUUUUGUAAUCAUUUAUUAACGUUAUUUACUAUAGUGAUAGAAAUGCAUUACAUUAUUACUGUAA
Polistes canadensis is the source of this 2327-nucleotide messenger RNA. RefSeq lists its product as uncharacterized. The record is from RefSeq and is a predicted model, not a curated record. The coding region runs from base 187 to 1899 and encodes 570 amino acids. Lineage: Eukaryota; Metazoa; Arthropoda; Insecta; Hymenoptera; Vespidae. Gene Ontology annotation, biological process: signal transduction. The transcript has 10 exons.